UUUACCGCCAAGAAAGGAAUAAUUUAUGGGCCCCGCCCAAAGGAAGGGCGAGACGCUUUCCAAUGGCGAUAAAAGAGGACCACUAGGGUUUCGGGCGUCCGGCAUCGGCGACCUCCGCCAUCGAUCGAAUUCCCUGCUUCCCCUCCUCCAAUCUCCCCACCUCUCUUUCAAUUUCGACCGCACUCGGGAUUCCGCUGAUGCCCCUGGUCUUCGUUUUGGGGGAUUCGGCGGUGUGACAAUGCCCGCUGCGGACUUCCAGGGCUUGUCGGCCCCUUUCGCGUCCACCGGCCGCUCGUUCCUGAGCCUCCGGCGCGACCACGCGGCCCACCCGAUGGACGCACACCACCGGCACCACAUCGACGCUGGCGAGCAGCGGGAGUUCGACGCCUUCCAGCGCCAGGUUGCCGACCUCUUCAACGACCUCGCCGGCGGCGGCGAUGAGAUUCUCUCCAUCUCCUGGAUCCGUCGGCUCCUCGACACCUUCCUGAUGUGCCAGGAGGAGUUCCGGGUGAUCCUUUUCGGCCACCGCCGCCCCCCGACCCUGAUCGACCGCCUCGUGUCCGACUUCUUUGAGCGCGCCGUGAAGGCGCUCGACGUCUGCAACGCCGUGCGCGAUGGCGUCGAUCAGGUGCGGCAGUGGCGGAAGCACCUCGAGAUCGUGCUCGUGACCCUCGGUCCCGGUCACCGGGAACUCAGCGAGGGCCAGCUCCGCCGGGCCAAGAAGGCGCUCGGCGACCUCGCCAUCCUUAUGCUCGACGAGAAGGACACAGGCUCCGUCAUGUCCCACCGCAACCGUUCCUUUGGCCGGAAUAGCGGAUCCUCCUCAUCAAGCAGCGGACGUCGUUCGCACUUCCGUUCCCUCUCCUGGAGCGUCUCCCGAUCCUGGUCCGCAGCGCGGCAGCUUCAGGCCAUCGGGAGCAACAUAGCCGCACCUCGUGGCCACGAGGUCGUGGAGACGGCGGGGCUCGCGGUGCCUGUGUACACGAUGAACUCGUUGCUCCUCUUCGUGAUGUGGGCCCUCGUGGCGGCGAUCCCCUGCCAAGACCGCGGUCUCCAGAUCCACUUCUCCGUCCCUCGGAGCUACCUCUGGUCGGGUCCGAUCAUGUCCCUCCACGAGAGGAUCGUGGAGGAGUCCAAGAAGAAGGACAGAAAGAACUCGAUUGGACUGUUGAAGGAAAUCCACCAGAUCGAGAAUUGCGUGCACCACCUGACGGACCUGAUGGAUGCCGCCCAGUUUCCCAUGGCAGACGACAAGGCGAUGGAGGUGAGGCAGGGUCUGCAGGAGCUGGCCCAAGUCUACGAAGCUAUGAAGGAAGGUCUUGAUCCAUUGGAGCGUCAGGUCAGGGAAGUUUUCCUUCGGAUUGUACGAAGCCGCACCGAGGGGUUGAAUUGCUUGAAUGGUGCUGAAUGAAGAAAUCACAUUGAGGUGUUCUUGAAAUGGAAUUGAGUGUGCAAAAUUUGUGUCAUAAUAAUAUCAUCUUGCUUUCCUUGGGUUUCCAAGCUGCAUGUGGUGGCAGGCUAGGGAUGGAUGGAAGAUCCUGCAAUUGGAAGGAAUCAAAGAGAUGGAUGAAAUGUUUUCUUCCACAAAUAAUCUAAGCAGACUUGUCUCAGCUUCCCCUGCCAAUUUAGUUCUGAGGGCUUACUUCUUUACGUUUUUCCUAUUCAUUUCUUUCCUGUUCAGAACACCAUGAUCUCAAAGAGAUCAUGGUUCAGGAUGGCAGGAACCUAAAUCUAGAGAUCUACUAAUUCGAUAAACAUCUUGGGAGUAUCGCCAUGCCAUGUACGAUGUAUGGAGAUGUGGUCAUUGUCUGUUGUACUCGGAGAACAGUUACAAAGAACAAUGUCAAGAAACAUGCCUACAUCUUUAUAAUAUCUUUGGUAGGAAUCUAGUAGCAACUCCAAGAGUUGCUAAAAUUGAUCGAUCAUAGGUUGCUGCAACAGGCUGAUUACUAAAUUCUUGAAAUUGUUUGUUGUCAUGUAGAAUGCAGUAUCUUGUUUAUUCCUCUAUCUUUACCAGCUUGAUUC
Molecule: messenger RNA, 2025 nt
Organism: Musa acuminata AAA Group (dessert banana)
Lineage: Eukaryota; Viridiplantae; Streptophyta; Magnoliopsida; Zingiberales; Musaceae
Product: protein BYPASS1-LIKE-like
Exons: 3
Coding region: 26-1411 (461 amino acids)
Source: RefSeq, a predicted model, not a curated record